Molecule: messenger RNA, 2187 nt
Organism: Diaporthe amygdali
Lineage: Eukaryota; Fungi; Ascomycota; Sordariomycetes; Diaporthales; Diaporthaceae
Product: CCCH zinc finger and SMR domain-containing protein
Exons: 3
Coding region: 1-2187 (728 amino acids)
Biological process (GO): negative regulation of DNA-templated transcription
Cellular component (GO): nucleus
Molecular function (GO): RNA binding; metal ion binding
Source: RefSeq, a predicted model, not a curated record
AUGGUCUCCGACGAGACAUACGAGAUCUGCCUGCCAGUCCUCCAGGACUCGGCCAUAGAAGAGGAGGACAAGACAGACAGACUCGAAGAACUUUUGAAAAAGGAGACAUCUUUGACCGGUCAGUCCCUGGAGAACGCCGUGCUGGACGUGCUUUGGCGCUAUCGAGAAGGAGGUGGUAAUAACGCCUCCCCUCCCGCUAUCCGCCAGACGAUCCUCAGGAGACCUUCGCCAGCCUCGUUCAGGACCACGGCUACCCCUCUCUCCGGAUCACCCCGUCUUGGUGUGAGUCCGCUUGCACCUCCAGGCUUCGUUCCCUCAUUCAACCGCACCCUCUCCUCGGCCGCUUCCCCCUUUUCCUCUCCGCGUCCUUCGCCCCGGCUGGCAUUUUCGACACCAGCCAUACCUCACAGCCCCAACCUGAACGCCUACGAGUUUGCGAACGACCCAGAACCGUCGCAAGAAACAUUCGAGGACUACGCCUCUGAUAACGUGGACUGGCUUGUUGGGGAUGAUGCUGUCAGCAUCGCAUCAUCCUUUGGCACGUCCAGCGGUCUGAAUGCAAAUGCGCCCGAGUUCUCAUCGCAACAGACCCCCAUGAGACCGCACGACGUCCUGCGGUCGAUUCUUGGGGAGUCCAGAACGGACGAGGAGAUCAGCCAAGCAUUACUGGUUCAUGGCUAUGAUCUUGGGGCAGUGCUUAUAUCUAUGAUGGAUAACCAGGAUGCUUCAUCAGCGAGCGUUUCGACCGAGGGCAACGGCUACUUGGUUGGCAAGUCUAUGACUCCCGAUGCGCGCCCAACCACACCGGCCGAUCAGAGGUCCGGGGUCAUCUGCAAGUUCUACCUCGCAUCCGGCAGCUGUAUGCGGGCGGAUUGCCGCUUUAGCCAUGACUUGAGCAGCCACAUCUGCAAAUACUGGAUGUCGGGCAACUGCCUCGCCGGGGACACGUGUAUCUUCUCACAUGACCCAGCGCAUCUAAUGAACAAACUCAACGUUGACGGAACAGACACGCCGCCUGUGCAGAAGUCUCCAGCAAACAUCCAGAUCCAGGACUUUUCCAACUUCCCGUCUCUGGGGUCCGGGACGCCUGAUUCGAUUCCUGUUUUUACGCCUUCACUAGGUGUCACACCUCCACCUGGGUUCAAAAACAUCCACGGAAGUGAUCUUCGGCCUCGGUCUCGACCUAGCAGCCGCCACCAGCAGAAUAAGGAGAACGCUCAGGCAGCGCCUUCACUUGACGACAAUGAGGCUUUCCCGACUCUGGGUUCUGCUGCAGCCAAGCCUGGCAAGAAACAUCAUGGAAAGCGCGGCGGUCAUGGUCAUGGACCUAAGGAAGCGUACACUCCCAGCUCUCUUGCAGAUAUUGUGAAGAUGUCGCCAUCUCCAGGACCGACCUCCUCAAGGCCCGAUAGUAGGAAAAUGAGUCGUAACGGGAGCUCACAAGGAUCGAGAAACGGCGAGAACAGCGCCGCCGCUCAGGCCAUCCCAAGUCCCAAACACAUCCCCUGGCUAGAGACAGGUGACAGCUCCAACAAAGCGUAUCUCAAGGCCCGCCAAGAGGCCAUUCGGCAUAGCGCUCUUAGGAACAAGUUUUUGCAGAAUGCGGCACAGGCUUGGAACCGACAGGACGCCAGGCAGGCCAAGGUGUUCAGUCUACGUGGUCAAAGCGAGAACGAUCUGAUGAAGAAGGCACAUAGAGAAGCGGCAGAGAAGCUAUAUGAAGACCGCAACAAGAAGAGCUCGUCGAGCCCGGAGAUCUACGUGGAUCUGCACGGCUUGCACGCGGAUGAGGCUGUCGAGUAUCUCGAACGGGUGUUGCUGGAGAAUGAGCACGAAAGCCGGCCGAUUUACGCCAUCACAGGGACAGGGCAUCACAGUAAGAAUGGGAAGGACAAGGUGGGCAAAGCGGUGCGGGGUUUCUUGAACGAGUGGCGGUACGCAUUCCGAGAGUUCUCGGUGCCGGGCGACCGUAACAACAUGGGAGGCAUCCUGGGAGUAGACGCGCGGAGCUAUGACAGGUCGGCGUCGAGGGAGGGUGGCGCAAGCACGAGGAAAGAAGAGGUGGGCGAGGACUCGGUGGACAUCCUGUCGCAGGGGGUUGAGAUAGGGGACGGGAAGAUGAAGCUGUUGGUGAGGGAUACGACGAUUGGCAAAGAGCCACCUCGAGGACCUCGUGGCGGCCGAUGA